Messenger RNA from Mya arenaria, 1236 nucleotides. Its product is annotated as neuronal acetylcholine receptor subunit alpha-7-like. Gene Ontology annotation, cellular component: synapse; neuron projection; membrane. The record is from RefSeq and is a predicted model, not a curated record. Gene Ontology annotation, molecular function: neurotransmitter receptor activity; extracellular ligand-gated monoatomic ion channel activity; transmembrane signaling receptor activity. Lineage: Eukaryota; Metazoa; Mollusca; Bivalvia; Myida; Myidae. Gene Ontology annotation, biological process: chemical synaptic transmission; nervous system process; regulation of membrane potential. The transcript is spliced from 4 exons. Bases 1 to 1236 code for a protein of 411 amino acids.
AUGGAAGACUAUGACAAAAUUUCGCGACCAAUGCAUAAUCAGUUAGUACCGACAGAAGUGCGCAUGUGUUUAAAUAUCUACGUCAUAUAUGAUGUGGCGGAAGUGACACAGUCUAUACAAAUGUCGGCGUCAUUGAAGAUAACAUGGACGGACGAAAAUCUCAUGUGGACACCGGCAGAUUAUAGCGGCAUAAAUAUUGGAGUGUAUCCACAAGACCAUAUCUGGAAGCCUGGAGUAGCUCUUAAGAAUUCUGUCGAAGAUUUUAAAACUCUAGGGGAUCCAUCAUUAAAUGUGGAAGUUACGUCAGGUGGCAUUGUAACUUGGGAACCUUACCAGAUAUUUACAUCACGUUGCACCUUUGACAUAACCUACUUCCCAUUCGACAAACAGUCAUGUGACCUUAUAUUCGUCACGUGGGGAUACAACGCUGAUCACGUGUUAAUAAAAGGACCAAUCAGUGGUGAUGCGGCUGACUGGACAGAUGUUACAUCAAAUCCGGAGUGGAAAAUCAACGACGUAACUAGCAAAACGACCAUACAUCCUAGGCCUAUGAUGAUCUUUACUUUAGAUAUUGAACGCAAACCAAGUUACGUGGUGAUCAACAUAAUCUUACCAUUGCUUGUUCUUCUCGGGCUAAAUUGUUGCGUUUUCCUUCUACCAAGUGACAGCGGAGAGAAAACGAGUUUUGCGGUAACCGUAUUUUUAUCAUUCGUAGUCUUUGCUACUAUUGUCCACCAAACAUUGCCUCCGAAUUCCGACAAUGUCUGUCACUUGACGGUUUACAUAAUCACUCUGGUUUUCGAGAGCUCAGUGGUCACAGUUUUGGCGAUUCUUCUCAUCCGCUUGGCCGGAAGGUCUGGCGAGCCUGGUGCCUUUGCCAAGAAAGCGUUAACUUGCUUGGGUUGUCUGAAGACUGGUUACUCACAAGUCGACCACAAAGUAUACAGUCUACCAUCGGACAAGCUUCAAAUAGUCGAAAAUAAAGUCAGGUCUAUGGAUGAACCGGCCCUACCAAAUUACAAAGACGUAACCAAACUGCGCAACGAAGAUUUUGAUUGGAAGAAAGUCGCCUACCGUCUUGACUGGCUACUCGCUAUCACCGCUUUGAUUUUCUUUGUAAACAUCGACGUUCUCGUAGUCGUCUAUGUUAGCGGUCUUCGUGAAGACUUUGAGAAUAAGGCUGCAUUCCAGUCGACAGCGAAGCUCUCCAAUACCACACUCGACGACGAACAGUGA